AUGCCCCCGCGGGCCAAGAGCCGGACCGAGGCCCAACCCCCCGCCCCCGGGGGUGGCGCGGCGCGCCGGCGGCCGGUCACGACGGCUGGCCGGGACCCGACCCGCACUGCGACAGACACACGCGCGCCAGAACAGGGCGCCGCGGGGGACGGUCCCCCGCCCGCACGCAACGUCGCCGUCGCGCGGGCGGCGGCGGCGGACACGGAGGAGGCCGCCGCGGCCCCGGGAAGCGAGUCGCGCUCGGGGCGGGGCCCCGGUCGGGCAGCCAGAACAGGCGACGACGGGGAAGGGCUCGGGAGAAGGCCGGCGGCGGCGAGGACCGAGGCGCCGGGGCCUCCAGCACCAGGGGUGGUCCCGCGGCACCCGGAACGGCGACUGGCACCGUCGCCCCGCGCGCAGCUCACGGGGGCUCGGCCCCGCCACCCACCUCCACGGCCAGGGCUCUCCCGCACAUGGCGCCAGCGUCCCACGCCGGGCGCCUGGCACGCGGGCCCCACCCGACUGGAGCCGAGAGCACUUCGCCCGGGGCCACCACCGGCCUCGGUGGCCAGAGGUGACACCCGCGCGGCGAGGCCCAUUUCGGUCCCGGCCGGUGGGCGGCGCGGCCAGGCGUCUGCCUGGGCGGGGGAGCACCGGGGGCAGUGGGGAGCGCGGCGCGCGCCUCGACGGAUGGAGCGCGGGCUCGCGGGAAGGCUCCCAGGGACGGCCUCGGGCGCGGACGGGCCACCAGGAGAACACACGCGGGAUCCCACCGCCAACAACACGCGAGGGCAGUCCCACGACGCCUGGGACGCCGGCUGGCCUCAGCCACCCUUCGGCCUCCCGCGGGCCCAGCCCCACCGCCGGGGCCUACGUGAGGCACCCCCGCCGCCGGGGGCCGCCCCGUCCACCCAGCCACCCGUCUGCCUGUCUGGUCUGCUCCGGGGCCCACGUCCCGAAGGAACGCGCUCGAGAGCGGCGGCGGCCCCCACCCAUGCCCGCACGCCACCACCGGCUGCGGCUCGGGAGCGAGCGGAGAGCCAGCCGCUCGCGGCGGGGCGGAGCCCGGACAGGGCCGGGCCCUCUCCCCGCCCCAGCGCGCGACGGGAGAACCACGCGCACACGCGCGGCCCCGCGCCCGACGACGGCCCGGCCGGGCGUGACCCUCCCCCGACUCGGAGGGGGGAGGCGCCGGCCGCGGUAGGCAAAGAGCGGCUCUGCCCACGCGCCACGGUGGUGGCGUCCGUGGCUACUACGCGCAGAGGAGGGGCGGCGGCUGGGGGGGUCCGGUACCCCAAGGCACCCUCUCGGAUCGCUAGAGAAGGCUUUCUCACCGAGGGCGUGUCGCCCCCGCCCAUCGUCCGCCAUCGGGCCCACCAAGGCGCUUACAGACACCAUGGCCACACAACGCAGGAGGGGUCUGCUGUAGAGGCCGUGACCGAGGGAGGCAGACACUGGGACAGAGGUGCCGAUCAAACAGCACCUCCCAACCAAAGAGCCAGCGCCAAGCCGCUGGCUCGGCCCGCCACGAUCACUCCCACACCCGCGUGGAAACCCCAGCAAGGGGAACACGCGGGCACACGCCCGAGCCUGCCCGCCCCCACACGGCACGCCGUGGGGGGCGACGAGGCACCCGUCCCCCCAGAGGGGGACGGGCAUGCCUCCCUUACCGACUCGACCCCCCGCUCCUCAGACACACCAGCGCAGCGGUCACCUGAGGAGGCCGACGGGAACAGGGAACGACACCGCCACUCGGCCUCGGGCGCCUGA
Messenger RNA from Equus quagga, 1749 nucleotides. RefSeq names its product basic salivary proline-rich protein 2-like. The transcript has 3 exons. Bases 1 to 1749 code for a protein of 582 amino acids. The record is from RefSeq and is a predicted model, not a curated record. NCBI's taxonomy places the organism in Eukaryota, Metazoa, Chordata, Mammalia, Perissodactyla, Equidae.